UGGUAUCACUCAGACGUACUGGCAGUUAAGAUCGGACCAUGAAGUGAUGGAGAGGUGUACUUGGUGAGCUCAUCAUCGCGAGACUUAAGGAGCAACAUGUCUUUCUUUGCGACUUCUCGCGAGAGACAGACUGCACUGCCCGAAUCCAGCUGGUACGUCUAAAAGAGCUCUGUAGCAGUGAGUUGAGGUCCGACCAGCCAUCCAUCCAGCCAGCCAGCCGCCAGCCGGUCAACCAACAAGCUAGUCACCAUGGGGAACAUCUUUGGAAACCUGCUGAAGAGCCUGUUAGGGAAGAAGGAGAUGAGGAUCCUGAUGGUGGGGCUGGACGCUGCAGGGAAGACCACCAUCCUAUACAAAUUGAAGCUGGGAGAGAUAGUCACCACCAUCCCCACUAUCGGGUUUAACGUGGAGACGGUUGAAUAUAAGAACAUCAGUUUCACGGUGUGGGACGUGGGUGGCCAGGACAAGAUCAGGCCUCUGUGGAGACACUACUUCCAGAACACACAGGGUUUGAUCUUUGUGGUGGACAGUAACGACCGUGAGCGGGUGAACGAGGCUCGGGAGGAGCUGAUGAGGAUGCUGGCUGAGGACGAGCUACGAGACGCCGUGCUUCUCAUCUUCGCUAAUAAACAGGACCUGCCCAAUGCCAUGAACGCAGCAGAGAUCACAGACAAGCUGGGGCUCCACUCCCUACGUCACCGCAACUGGUACAUCCAGGCCACCUGCGCCACCAGCGGAGACGGCCUGUACGAGGGCCUCGACUGGCUGGCCAAUCAGCUGAAGAACAAGAAGUGAGUGGACCAAUCAGAGGAGAGUGAAGAGAAACCUUAGUGUCAGCUCUUGAAACAGGAAGUGGUAGUUGGUUGUAGUUGAUCCAUUGAGUGAAUAAUCCUGACACGGCGGGAGUGAAAUGUGAUUGGUAUGUGCUGUAGGAAGGGGGCUUAAACUGUACCAUUCCUUGAGGACAUUUUCAACCCGAUGUCAAUUAUUAAAAACAGUUAUCGCCUUUCAGACACGUGCCAUCAAUGUCAAUACAUGACAUGUCAUACAUAAUUAUGAACACAUUGAUAAGCAUCCUGUUUUUGGAAACACUAUUUAUGUAUUCAUUCAUUCAUUCAUUAAUACAUUAUUUAUUUAUUUAUUCAUUUAUGUCAUUUGACUUAUACAUCAGAAUGGAUACUAGCAAUGUUAGUUGGUUUUGGAACACAGUAUUAUGCAUGGCCGUAUAGUAAAAGAUCUCUCGGAAAUGAAGUUUGCAAUUGUAUCUCUCUAAUGUUAUCUAUUUAGCCAGUCUUCUGACAGUAUUCUCCUUUUACACUCAAAUUGCUACUGCUGGUUGGAGCAAUGCAGUAAUGGUCGACAUUAAUGAACAGUGACAUAGGUUUGUGUAAAACACAUCCAAUAUGCAAGAGCAUGCUUUUUUCUAUGUCAACUGUAUAUUACCCAUUAUACUCAACAAGUACAAACAUAUACCUGAACAAAAAUAGACCUGAAAAAUAUCUGAAGGAGUCAUCGCGGUUGAUAUGUUCAAUUGUAGUUAUCGGGAUUUGUGUAUGCACUGAUAUAUAUCGAUAUAAAGACGGAAUCCGCAUUAGGGGAUACAGCGCCCCACCCCACCCCCCCCUCCCCCUCCACCCAGCGCCUUUGUUAUUGUUUUGGUUUUGUUGACUAAAUGUAGGUGAGAAGAACCCAAACCGAGGUGAGCAGCUUGGUAAAAAAAAAAAUAUAUAUAUAUAUUUGCAGUACAUUUUCUUCUGUUCUACCGUGUGUGCAAUGCUGUCAGAGAGGGGGGGGGGGGGGCUGUGUUCGUUGUUUGCAUUAACUUCUUUGUCGUUGUAAUAUCCUAAAUGGAACUCGAAGGACUCCAGCUUUAACAUUACAGCUUGUGUAUAACAUUUCCCACAUUGAGUUUAGCUUGAUGCAGCAGUUGUUUGUUUUUGUGGCCUUAUUAUCGCUAGUGUUGAAAACCCCUUAUUCUGAUGAUGGUUUUGUGUGUGAAGUUUAACAUCAAGCGGGACCACAGUUGUGGCAAAAUGUAUCAAUUCAUGUCUUGAUUUUUUCCCUCCUUUAACUCAGUUGAGUCUGUAAGAAAAACAAAAAACAAAAGUCAUGUUAUAUUACUGUAACAAUGUAAUUACUCAACAUUCCAGUUAAUAAUGUGUAUUAAAAUGAAUUGAAACAGGG
Molecule: messenger RNA, 2184 nt
Organism: Oncorhynchus kisutch (coho salmon)
Lineage: Eukaryota; Metazoa; Chordata; Actinopteri; Salmoniformes; Salmonidae
Gene: arf3a
Product: ADP-ribosylation factor 3a
Exons: 5
Coding region: 250-795 (181 amino acids)
Molecular function (GO): GTP binding; GTPase activity
Source: RefSeq, a predicted model, not a curated record